AGAAAAUUGGCUGGCUUCGGUGACUGAACGUUUUUCUCGAUGACCGGUUGAUCGGUAAGUUGUAACACGUGGCAUCAUCCACGUCCAAGCUGGCAGGGAUUAUAUGGGCCCACCAUUUGUCGAGUAACCGGGUCUUUAGGUGGUUUCUGUGACACAAACCUGGUACUGCAAGUGCAUCUACGGGCUUUAACCGUUAGAGCCAGUAACUGUAUAAAGAACUGGGGGUUUAAGACACAUACAUACAUACGUGGUUUCUCUCAGGGUUUUAUAUUUUCCCAUGAACAAAGACAUUCAUCAUCACAUAACAAUUAUUAUGGGGCCUCUUUCUCUUUAGACUACUUGGUGCAGUUGACCACAGGAGUUGUGUAACAUGAAGUUUUUAGGCUGUAAAAUUGACCAAAAAUUCGCUGUUAUUUUGUGUUCUUCGGAUCUUUCUUGGUAUGGUUGAUGAGAUAUGGUGUUGCGGAAGAGGUUAGAUUAUGGAUUCAAUGGUUAUCAGGUGCCUCCUAUACCUCGAGCUACCAGAUCGGCUAGGAGAAGGGGCAUUAUUAGGGGGAAAGCUGAUGGCGAUGGAAGUUGUCCCUUUGACUUGUUAGCUACUGUAGCUGGCAAGCUGCUCGGGGAGGGAGAGAAGGAGCAAGUUGCAAUUGUGAAAGAUGAAAAGGUAAAAGAGCACGAGGAUAGAUCUCUUAAGGAAAAAAAUUAUACUGAAGGCUGUUACGAGCCGGGGUUCAUCAUUUCUGAGCUCGUCUCACAAGCUCCAGUUGUAAAUCGUUCUUUAAGCGAACUGCCACAUGCUCAAAAUGAUACGAUCUCUGGACCUGCAUCUGUCACUAUGAGCUCUGAUUGCUCGGAGAAGUUUCCCUUUGCUAAAAAAUUUGUAAAUGGUGAAAGCAGCGAGGAAAAUGGAAACCUUUCUUCAAAGACAGAACAGGAGGCAUCUGGCUGUGGAGUCUUUUCCAGUUGUACAUUAGACACCGAAAAUGAUAAACAGAUUAAAAUUGAGCUGUUAAGUAAUGCUAAAGUUUCUACUAAUAAGGGGGCUUCAGAGUUCCCUGAUGUUUGGAAUAAGAAACCUUCGACACUUGUUACUUCAGAUGAAAGUGUAAAAUUAUCUCUGUCUACAUAUCCUGCUCCUUGUAGGUCCUUUCCGGUGAUUCGGAAUGAUGUAAAUUUAGCUAAUAAAGACGAUGACGAAAACUCUGGGUGCACUCAACCUAGCACCCCAAAUAAGGCCUCUGGAUCGGCACCACGUGUACGAGAUUGGCCAAUUAAGAAGUUACUAGCUUCCAAGUAUUGGGAAGAAAAUCUAAAAUCUGAUCAUGAGGGGCAUGCCAAUUCUGGUAGUGGAAAAACAAUGCAUGUUUACCACAACAGAAACAUUGGCUACAAGCACCAAAGGUCUCAAAGGGAUUUUCCUUUCAAGAAAAGAAAGCUCUUUAAAUGUGGCUCGUUCUCUAAUUCUGAUGGAGAGAUGAGUAUUGAUGGAGGAAUAAAUAGUUUUCCAACAAAUGACUUACAUGGAAAUGCUUCCAGUAGUAGUAAAGCAUCUUCAGGAGGCUGUGCAGCGGCUGGGACGUCAGUCUUCAAUGGAGGGCGUGCAUCCUUCAGGCCUGAUGAUUCCCAUGGUGAGAGAUUAAGAUCUUCAGUUAAGUUUAGAAUCAAGUCCUUCAGGGUUCCUGAGCUUUUCGUUGAGAUUCCAGAAAAUGCAACUAUUGGUUCUUUAAAGAGGACCGUAAUGGAAGCAGUGACUGCUAUACUUGGUGGAGGACUGCGCAUCGGUGUAGUUUUUCAGGGUAAGAAGGUUAGAGAUGAUAACAAAACCUUACUGCAGACCGGAAUUUCUCAUGAUUACAAGCUUGAUGCUCUGGGCUUUUCACUGGAGCCCAAUCCUGUUCAAGCUUCCCAACCUCUUGGUCCAGACUGUCGUUCUUGUGUACUUCCUUACGAUACACCUCGACCACUAACAAGGUGCCAAUCUCCUGCUACUGUGGUGCAUACUGGCAUCCAGCAGGGUAGAUCUGAUGAUCAUACAGGAACAAGUUUGAGUAACUUUCUUGAAAGUGACCAUGAGUCAGCACCAUCUUCUCAUUACACGGCAUUGGAGAAAAUUUCUGCAAAUUCAAGAGCAUUGGUUCCAGCUACUGCGGUAAAUGCAGAAGCCUUGUCUGUGGUUCCAUUGCGGAAGCCCAAGCGAUCUGAGUCCACACAGCGUCGAAUCCGUAGACCUUUUUCUGUUGCUGAAGUGGAAGCACUUGUUCAAGCUGUUGAGAAGCUUGGAACAGGAAGAUGGCGUGAUGUGAAACUGCGAGCUUUUGAUAAUGCCAAACAUAGAACUUAUGUCGAUUUGAAGGACAAAUGGAAAACUCUGGUGCACACAGCAAGAAUAUCCCCUCAGCAAAGGAGGGGUGAGCCCGUGCCACAGGAGCUCUUGGACAGGGUCCUCACCGCUCACGCUUACUGGUCCCAACAACAAGCCAAGCAACAGAUGAAACAACCAUCGGAGACUUACCUUCUCCUCUAGGAAUAAGAUGUAGAUGGGGGAGUGAAGAAGUUUUGAUUAUUUUGUUAAUGUAAAAAGUCUUACGUUAAAAGAAGUAUUACCAGGGAAGAUAAAUUAGUUAGAACCACAUACAGUUCCUCGCAUGGAGUGGGGGUGGAAUCAGGCACUUGUAAAUGUUUUGAUAGAAUAAAGUGUAUGCUAACAGAAUUUUUUUGUGCCAAGACUAAUUUGGCACUAAA
Lycium ferocissimum is the source of this 2742-nucleotide messenger RNA. Its product is annotated as telomere repeat-binding protein 5-like. Lineage: Eukaryota; Viridiplantae; Streptophyta; Magnoliopsida; Solanales; Solanaceae. The transcript is spliced from 10 exons. Bases 455 to 2524 code for a protein of 689 amino acids. The record is from RefSeq and is a predicted model, not a curated record.